AUUGGAUUAUUAUUAUUAUUAAAAUUCGGGUCCGGCCCGGUCCGUGUUCUUCGGGAGGAUGACGAAAGACCCGAUGAGAAAGUGCUCCCAAUGUGGGAGCAAUGGGCACAAUUCCAGGACGUGCUGCAAAGGUUGUACCAGCUUCAAGCUCUUUGGGGUCAAAAUCAAUGUCGUCUCCGAUGAAUCGCCGCCGCUGCCGCCGCCGUCCAAUAAUAUUAAUAAUAAUGUCUCUUCUAUUAGGAGGACCAAGAGUCUCGAGAGCCUCCUCCCGCCGGCGGCCGCCGAUCACCGCCGCGACGCACGUUACCUCUCCUCCGACGAUCUCUUCCUCCAUUCCGCCCGCUCCUCCUCCAAAAAAGGGAGCACAUGGAGUGAGGAAGAGCACAGGGCAUUCUUGGAGCAACAGAAUGGAGCUACACAGGGGAUUAUUCCAUCUCCAUCUUCUGAUGAACCUGCUCCUCAUCCUGAUCCCCCAAAGCAGGCUACUACUAGUACUAGUGUCUCUCCGCCUUCGAAAAAUGACGAAUCCAAUGCAAAGGUCCUUGAAAGAGUUGAUGAUAAUAAAGGGCUACAAAAUCCUCCAAAAGGCAAACCAUAUUCAGUCUCAAAGCACCAAAGGCCUCCCAUUCCACCCCCACCUCUUCUUGUGGUUCCAAGCUUUAAUUGCAUGCCUUACAUGUCGGGGAGAAUGAUUCCGGCGGUGUCGUGGGCCCCCCUCCCGCCAUAUCCAAAUCAAAGGCACGGCGGUUAUGGUGGCAACUUCCACGGACACUAUGCCGCCGCCUCUUGUGUGCAGUAUAUGUCGUCGUCCCCUCAAUCGGCGGCUCUUCCGCCGCUAGCCAGUGGUCCUCCGCUGUCUUCAAAGCAAGAUGGCUUGCACCUCCCUUUCGGAGCACUUACACUGUGAUAUGCCCCGCCGGCGCCGGCUGCAAAUGGGAUUUUUCCUUAGAGCGUCCCAAACAAUUUUGAGCAAUAUAUAGAUGAGUUGAGU
Cuscuta campestris is the source of this 991-nucleotide messenger RNA. NCBI's taxonomy places the organism in Eukaryota, Viridiplantae, Streptophyta, Magnoliopsida, Solanales, Convolvulaceae. The record is from the annotation of a GenBank genome assembly.